UCGAUAAUACAAAUUUAGUGCGUCAAAAAAGUAAAAUAAGACAGCUUGAGGUUUUCUAAUAAAAAGUGGGUUAAGAGAAUCUUGUUAAAACUAAGUUCAGCCGAGUUUCAAAAGUUAAAGACACAAUAGGUUGAUAUUAUUAUAAAUAAUCUUAGCUCUGCUAAACAGAAAUUAAAAACAUUAUAAAUUACCCACAAACAGUUUAAAAGAAGGCAAAAAAUGUUGGAAAGUAAAACACAUAGUGAGUCACACAAAAAGGACGUCAAUACAAAUUCCAUUCUACUAUUAGUCACUGCAAAUGUAGGAAGUCUUUUCGAAGAUCCUCUGACAUUGAUGCAGAUUUGGGUUGACGAAUUUCUAACAACAGCAAGGCAAAUAUGUCCACAUUUCAUAGCACUCCACUUACAGGAAGUGGGCGGUAAAAUAUAUGACAAAUCUUCAAAUCAAGUUAAACGGUUUGUCGAAUUACUCUGUGAAGGGCUCGAGAAGCAGCAAUUUUUCAUUUUCCGCAUAUAUAUGGAUGAAAAUAUCAACGCCAGUGAACAGUUUACGGCUUUGGGAAAUUUAUAUUUCUGUCACCGAACUUUAGUCCGGAGCUGUAUCUGGAAUUUUGAAAUAAAUUCGUGGGAGCCCACUCAAAGAGCUAAGAAAUAUUUCGGAAACAUUGAGACCAUACCCACAAAAGAGAAAUCGAAAUUUCCGCUAGAGUUUUUCCCAGAUAGUAAAUGGUCAAGAAAAGGAUUUAUGAGAACACGCUGGAAUAUUGACGGGACUAUCGUAGAUUUUGUGAAUAUACAUUUAUUUCAUGAUGCGUCUAACUUAACUGCAGUUGAAAAUUCUCCUUCAGUUUAUUCUCAAAUGCGGAGAAAAGCAUUAUUACACACUUUGCAAAGGUUUUAUAACGAUAAGAACAACGAACCUGUGCCAUAUUUUCUAUUCGGCGACUUCAAUUUUCGAUGUGAUUCUGCUUCCGUAAUCAAGGAAUUGACAAGAAAUUUAACGAAACAUCGUGCAUCGACCACCAAUGCGAACAGCUCAAAAGUAUUUUAUCGGAAUGAGAUUGGAGAAAAUGUUUUAAUUAUCGGGAAAAAAGAAUUUCACUACGUUGAAAAUCAAGGAAUGAUUAAGGACAACUGGUUAAGCAAAUAUGAUCGAGAUCCGGAACCUUUCAAUGAUAUUUUAUGUGAGUUUGAGUUCGAUUUUAAGCCUUCAUAUCCAUUUGAAGAGGACCCAGAAUUGCCAAAUCAAUACAUGAAAACAAGGUGCCCAGCAUGGUGUGAUCGCGUUUUAAUGAGUUCACAAAUACCAGAAAUUUCUUCUCCCAAGAAAGCCUAUGAACAGUACAAUACAAUGGGCAAGUCCAUCUGCAUGGGGGAUCAUAAGCCGGUGUAUUUAUAUGUCGAAAUGAAAUCAAACAAAGAUUCACGGUGGAAGAACCAAUGAAGCGAAAUUAUCCCGUACAAUGAACAAACUGUAAGGAAUUCGGUCACACAAAAUCCCACUCUGCUUUACAUACCGUCUGCAUAGCAUGUGGCGAUCUUCACCAUUCUACCAAGUGGCUGUUGAAUAAAACGGAUGCAACACAAAAAUAGUGUAGCAACUGUGGUGGCAACUACGGUUUAUGAAGAUUUAAAAUCUAAACUUACCCAAGGUAUACAAGCAAAACGCAACCAGCUCCCAUAUGCUACUUCCAUUCCAGCCCCUUCCAACUUACCCAGCUCAAAUUCUGGUUCUGCCGACGUGCUAAAAGCCAGUGAACCGACCCCACCAGCUAUUCAUUCCAGUACUGGAGUUGAGGUCGUGUUUUUUAAUCUAAUCCAGUGCAUGAUACAAUUGAUAUCAACCAUGCAAAGUAUGGAUUAAGAUCUAAUAAAAGCGCAAAAGCAAAUGCUUGAAGCCCUGAUCACCGAAAAUGAGUGAGCUCAGGAUUUGUUUAUGGAAUGCUAAUGAUGUAAACCAGUAUAAACCUCCAAUUAUUUUUACAGAUUCACGAAAUUGAUGUUAUGCUUUUAUUCGAAAGGCUUCUUACUGAUGAGCAUAACUUUUAUAUCUCUGGGUUUAAGUUGUAGAAUACUAAUCACCUAGAUGGUAAGCACAUGGAGGUAUUAUACUCAUAAGGAGCCGCUUAAAGGAAAGUUUUCUUCACUCUUUCUCAGCAAACAUUUUUCAGUCAACUUAGCUCAUUCUUAAGAAUAGAGGCUUCGAUUUACUGCCCGCCACGCUUCAUAAUAACACAAAAACAAUUUACCGACUUUUUCAAGACUCUGGAAGAUAGAUUUUUAGUAGGAAGCAUUUAUAUUGGGGUUCGAGAUUAAUUAAUCCAAAAGGACGGCAGUAAUACAAAGCGAUCAUAAGUACCAAAAUAAAUACAAUUUUAUCUCACAACUCAGUAGCCUACAGACGCUGGGAAAUUACCUGACUUCAUUGACUUUGCAGUCACUAAAAACGGAGAGUUCAGUAUUUGCCGAAACUUAUGCUGACUUAUCUUGAUCAUUCCUCAAUAAUAUUAAAUUGACCGAACUACCAACUGAAAAUAAGCAUAUUUUUCGACUUGCUACGUUCAGAACUAACUGGCUUAAAUAUAAAACAUACAUAAGCAGUCAUCUACAGACAAAUCGGUAAAUAUAGAGGGAAUCUGAAAUUGAAAACGAGUUAUUUGUGUUCAGCAGUAUGCUGGCAACAGCAGCAACUGUAGCAACACCAGAGCAGGAAACAAAACCAAAAACCAGAAUCAUAAGACAUAAAAAAUUUUAUAAUGUCUUCUCUCUCAACGUUUAACCAAAGAAAUCGCUUUGGAGAGCUAACAAAACCCAUAAACCACCUGUAAGCACUGAAGCUCCGCUGAGGCUACGUAACGGUUCAUUGUUCAGUUCUUUAUUUCGACAUAAUCCGUUAUCGAUAUUGCACCUUUACCACCACACUUAUGUGUUCUUGGAUCAAUAUUGUAUAUUUUGUUCACCUCAGACAUUCCUGCAAAUGACAAAGUAAUGACAUUAACUUUUGCGGAUGAUACUGCUAUACUAAGUGGGCAUAAAUGGCCCAUUACUACUAUUUGAAGAACAGCUAGUGGAAUGGGGCAUAAGAGCAACACACAACCUUUACAUUAAGGCCAAAAUGUGCCCUAUCUUCAAGCUGAACAAUGUGCCUAUCCCACAAGCUAACGAAAUCACUUACCUUGGUAUACACUUGAAUAGCCUACUAAUUUGGAAAUGACACAUUUCAGCCAAAAAGUGCAGCUGAAACUAAUUAUCCGUUUAUAUUGGCUUUAAGAAAGAAAUAGGGGCUUAGCCUUGAAAACAAAGUCCUUUUUCAUAAUGCGAUUGUAAAACUGACAUGGAUGUAUAAAGUCCAGGGGUACAGCUUGCGCGAGAAAUCUAGAUAUAAUACAAAGAUUUCAGUCGAAAACAUUGAGAAUAAUAGCAGGUGCAUCAUGGUACAUUCGUUAUGAGAAUAUCCAUAUAGACCUAUACAUACGCACAAUCAAAGAAGAGAUUGAAACCGUUGCAAAAAGCAA
Ceratitis capitata (Mediterranean fruit fly) is the source of this 3514-nucleotide messenger RNA. RefSeq names its product type I inositol 1,4,5-trisphosphate 5-phosphatase (gene 5PtaseI). NCBI's taxonomy places the organism in Eukaryota, Metazoa, Arthropoda, Insecta, Diptera, Tephritidae. Gene Ontology annotation, biological process: phosphatidylinositol dephosphorylation. The record is from RefSeq and is a predicted model, not a curated record. Bases 220 to 1443 code for a protein of 407 amino acids. Gene Ontology annotation, molecular function: inositol-polyphosphate 5-phosphatase activity. The transcript is spliced from 10 exons.